Salvelinus fontinalis (brook trout) is the source of this 6379-nucleotide messenger RNA. Its product is annotated as MARVEL domain-containing protein 1-like. Gene Ontology annotation, biological process: myelination. Gene Ontology annotation, molecular function: structural constituent of myelin sheath. Gene Ontology annotation, cellular component: membrane. The record is from RefSeq and is a predicted model, not a curated record. NCBI's taxonomy places the organism in Eukaryota, Metazoa, Chordata, Actinopteri, Salmoniformes, Salmonidae. The transcript is spliced from 2 exons. Bases 272 to 760 code for a protein of 162 amino acids.
ACCCCCGAGAGAGAGGGGGAGAGAGAAAGGGGGGAGUGGAAAGGAAACGGAAAAGACGAAUACGCACACAAUCGCCCUAAUUUCAAAACCCCGAGCUGUGCAGAAGAAAGGACAAACUCGCGGACAAAUUUUUCACUUGUAACCACCUAUUUAUUUGUCAAUCUACCCUCCUUUUUACUUUUCCGUUUUAUCUGUCCUAAUUAUCAGUCGGUGGUAGAUUGAACUCCCCUGCUCUACUUAGUAAAAGGUCCCAGUGUUCGCUGGAGCAGAGAUGCCCCCCCAGCCGGAGGUGAGCACACAUUUCCGGGACUUCCUCAAGAGUUUUCUCGGCAUCAUCCGAAUUCUCCAAAUCCUAUUCGGAGCUGGACUAUGGGUCACAAUCGCCGCCAACAAAUACGAAGGCUCCAUCCACUUCGUUCUGUUCGUGGCAGUCCUCUUCUGGCUCCUCACCCUCGCCGCCUUCUUCAUUACUCUCUUGGACAAGAAGGACCUCGUCCCCAUCUUGGGAGGGGACCGGUGGUUGCUUAGCAACCUUGUUCACGACAUCGCGGCCGCGGUGCUGUAUCUACCGGCGAUCGGCGUCAUGAUCUACAAAACGGAGCGGUACGCAUACUGCAACCUGGAGCAAUACAAACACAACUGCCUGUAUAAAGUCUACCUGGCUGCCGCCGUGUUCGCAUGUCUGGGCGCUGUGGUGUAUCUUGUCUCCGCGGUGUAUAUGGGCUGUAGGAAGUGCCGGGGUGAGCAGACGGUGGUUUGAGAGAGAGAGAAGGGAGGACAGAGGGGAACAGAGUGAGGGAUAGGGCGGAGGACUGGUGGAGGGAGGCAAGAGCUUUCCCUGGAUAGGGGAGAGGACACGGGUGGAGAGGGGUAUUUUAUGUCCUCCAAAACUGAGUGUCUUCUUGGCUCAAACUCCUACAGCUUUACUCAUUUCAGUCACUAUUACUGUACCUAUGAAGAGGUGGCAAUAAAUCAUUCUUCAACACUACAGUAGCCAUACCGGAUGUAUCUGUCUGCUGAGCUUAAGAAGGGGACUCUUUAGCGAGAGUAGAACAGUAAAAAGACACUCAACAAUGAAUGCAUCCUCUAAGAGUACAAGAUAUCCAGUCGGCUCUACUCUUUUGCACAUGUCCAAAGCAAAUGGCAGCUUCGGAAUGUAGGGGCCUUGCAAGCAGGUCAGAGGUCAGAGUGUUCUCUUCAUCUAAGUCAUCAAGAUGUCAGCUUCGGAACGUAAGGGCCUUACAACCAGGUCAGAGGUCAGAGUGUUCUCUUCAUCUAAAUCAUUAAGAUGCCCCUGCAAGUCUACAGCAAGCUUGGCUGCAUUAGAAGCUGAUCAUCAUGCACAGCAAGAGCAUCAUACUAGAGGUGAAGGUUAAGAAAGCCCAGCUUAAAGUGGAGGAAACCCAUAAGGAGGCCACAAUAGAGGCUCUUCAGCAUGAAAAGGAGGCAGAGACAGCCUUAGCUGAGGCUAAUGUGUUUGAGGCAGCAGCAGAUGCAGAAUACCAAAUUAUGGACUUUAUUGUGGAUGUUGUCCUAUUCCUCCAAUAGAGUUUCAGACACUUGAAGUUUAUUUCCAAAAUGCUAUAUCCACAUAUUUGUGUUUUUUCAUCAGAAAUUAUAUAUUUUUUCCCCUUUUUCGUGAUAUCCAAUCCAGUUACAGUCUUGUACCAUUGCUGCAACUCCCAUCUGACCAAAGAGAGGCGGAAGUCGUGAGCCGUGCGUCCUCCAAAACACGACCUGCCAAGCCGCACUGCUUCUUGACACAAUGCUCGCUUAACCCAGAAGUCAGCCUCACAUAUGUGUCAGAGGAAAUACUGUACACCUGGUGACCGCAGGGCCAAUUGCCUUAGACCGCUACGCCACUCGGGAGGCCAGAAAUGAUUUCUUAUGUGUGUGUAAAAUAUGACUGUUUUCAGAUUUUUUAUUAUUAGAUUUUAGAUGUGUAAUUUUUUGCAAAACUCUAUUUAUCUAUUGUUUAGCUGGAAUGGAAUGUUCGUAUCCUGUAUAUCUGACUGUGAUAUGUGGUUGUCUCACCUAGCUAUCUUAAGAGGAAUGCACUUACUGUAAGUUACUCUGGAUAAGAGCAUCUGCUAAAUGUCCAACGUAAAUGUUUUACAUACAAAUAACCCUUUGAGCCCUCCAAUGAUUCUUUGCAGUUAAACAAAUUGUUAUUUCAUAUUUUAGUGAUGAUUAAAAUAUAGGAGUGGCGGCUCAUUCUAAUAUUUUGGGGCGUGGUUUGGUCACUGCUUUUUUUGUGCAACAGUGAGUGAGAGGGUCAAUCCAGUUUAUCUCAUCUGUUGUGUUAUGCUCUGAGAUGUAAUUUAUGACAAUGGUCAGUGACAUUGUCUUGUGAAAGACUUACGUAUGGCCUUGUGCCAAUUGAGAACGGUUGACUAAGUCAGUAGUUCUUAAUUCUCUUCUCAGGGAAUCCAAACCAUUCCAGAGCUAGCACACCUGAUUCAACUUGUUAAUAAACACAACAAUAGAAAUAUGGAAUUUUAACAAUAUAAUAUCGCUACUGAACCAGAAUAAAAAACCCUGAAUGUUCUACAAAGAACCGUUGAGAUUUAGAAUGGUUCUAUAGAGAAAGGUUGAGAUCAAGAAUGUUUCUUCAAAGAACCGUUGAGAUUGAGGUUGGUUCUAUAAAGAACCUUUGAGAUUGAGAAUGGUUCUAUAAAGAACCUUUGAGAUUGAGAAUGGUUCUAUAAAGGACUGUUGAGAUUGAGAAUGGUUCUAUAAAGAACCUUUGAGAUUGAGAAUGGUUCUAUAAAGAACCUUUGAGAUUGAGAAUGGUUCUAUAAAGGACUGUUGAGAUUGAGAAUGGUUCUGUAAAGAACCGUUGAGAUUGAGAAUGGUUCUAUAAAGGACUGUUGAGAUUGAGAAUGGUUCUAUAAAGAACCAUUGAGAUUGAGAAUGGUUCUAUAAAGAACCUUUGAGAUUGAGAAUGGUUCUAUAAAGGACUGUUGAGAUUGAGAAUGGUUCUGUAAAGAACCAUUGAGAUUGAGAAUGGUUCUAUAAAGAACUGUUGAGAUUGAGAAUGGUUCUGUAAAGAACGUUUGAGAUUGAGAAUGGUUCUAUAAAGAACUGUUGAGAUUGAGAAUGGUUCUGUAAAGAACGUUUGAGAUUGAGAAUGGUUCUAUAAAGGACUGUUGAGAUUGAGAAUGGUUCUGUAAAGAACCGUUGAGAUUGAGAAUGGUUCUGUAAAGGACUGUUGAGAUUGAGAAUGGUUCUGUAAAGAACCGUUGAGAUUGAGAAUUGUUCUAUAAAGAACCAUAAAAAGGGUCCUAUAUAGCCCCAAAAAGGGUUUUAUAAACUGGGUAGUUCGAGCACUGAAUGCUGAUUGGCUGACAGCCGUGGUAUAUCAGACCGGAUACCAUGGGCAUUACAAAAAAUUUCUUUUUAAUGCUCUAAAAUGCUCUUUAUAAUAGCAAUAAGGCGGUAUUGUGGUAUAUGGCCAAUAUACGACGGCUAAGGGUUGUGUCCAGGCACUCUACAAUGUGUCGUGUCUAAGAACAGCUCUUGGCCGUGGUAUAUUGGACCUAUACGACAAAACCCAGAGGUGCCUUAUUGCUAUUAUAAACUGGUUGUUUCUAGUUUGACGAGCUGUUUUCAGCAACGGAUAUUUUUUAUCCAGUUGUCAUAUUGUCAGGUUUGCUAGCAACAAACUAUUUAGCUAGCUUCUAGCCUGGUGUUUGAUAUGCAAUGUGAUCUCCUUGUAAUGAACAAUCAAGUGUCCUGACGAGAAGGCAAACUUUUCUAGCUAUGACAGGCAAAAUCGGCAUAUCAGCUCAUUGUUAUGGAUAUAUCCAAAUUAAUGUCAAUAGCAGUGGAGGUUGCUAAGGGGAGAACGGCUCAUAAUAAUGGCUGGAACAGAACUAAUGGAAUGGCAUCACACACCUGGAAACCACGCCUUUGAUGUAUUUGAUACCAUUCCACCUAUUCCACUUCAGCCAUUACCAUGAGCACAUCCUCCCCAAUAAAUGUGCCACCAACCUCCUGUGGUCAUUUGGAAAACAGUUACUUUGCUAUUUAUUCUGGCUGCAGAAUAACCCCAAAGGGAUAUAAACGGUGCCAUAUAGAACGAACAACUGGACCACGUCCAUAAAUAUCGAACUAAUCGAACAAACGACUGGGUCGUGUCUCUAUCCACCAAAAGAUAUGAAAGUAUGAAUUUAUAAACUUAUAAAAAAUAAAUUAGUAAAAAAAAUAAGGAUUAAUAUCAGUAAAUGUGUGCUUUCAUAUUGUUUUCUUUGGCAACUGUGCUAUAAUCGGGAUAAACAGCUUAAACAAACGUAAUGGAGGUAGAGGUUGUGACUGUGUAGCUAGUUGGCUAGUUAGCAGCAAGCAAGGGAUAAGAACGUGGCCACUUAGCAUGGCAAUGGAACAUAAAGAACGAACAACUGGGUCACGUCUCUAGCACCCAAAAGAUGAGAAAGAAUGAAUUUGCUCAUAAACAUGAAAUUAUUCUACCGGUAAAUGUGUGCUUUCCUAUUGUUUUCUUUGGCAACAAAUGGGAUAAAUUCCUCCGUUCUGUACAUUACCUUGGACACAUUUGCGUUGUCCAUUAUUUCCAAUGUAGUGUUUAUCCCUUACUGAUAGAACCCUUGGAAAUGGUUAUUUAAGGCACCAUACAGGUUCCAUUUUGAACCUUAUGACCAUGGUUAUUCAUAAAGCACCAUUCAUAUAGCACCAAAAAGGGUUCCGCUAUGGUUACAAGCCAAAAUACCAUUAUUUGGCACAAGAUAGAACCAUUUAUUUUUUGUGUGUUACUGUAAUGGGUUAUUAAAUAUCGAUGUUACAAAUGUAUCAUUUGUACAUUUCUUAUAAAAAAUGUAGUUAUUUGUUACAUUUAACUUUGAUUUAAUGUAAAACCUAGCAGUACUACUUAUUUCUCUGACUGUGAGGCAGUCUACAUUUAUACAUGUAGAGUAUAAAGCAAAAAAAUAUUAUUAUUUGUUUCUCUGAAACAAGGCAAGGAUGGAAGGAGAGAAGAAGAGAGCAGAGAAGAGAUAUGGAGAAGAGGAGAGACCAACAUGCAGAAGAGAGAGAAGAAGGAGAGGAGAAGAAGGUGGGAGAGGAGAGAGGGAGGGGAGUACAGUAGAUAAGAACUCUGUAUGUAUUGUAUGAUGGACAGUAGAAGCUGGAUGAAGGCUUUAAAUAAUGUGAUCUGAGAGCAGUGUGUCCCUAUAGCAUUGUAAUUACAGUAGAGCACUGCAAUUAGUGAAAUGAUAUAUACAGUACAUGCUCCCUGUGCACUCUUAUAAUAAUCACACACACACACUCUAACUCUACACUUUACUCAAGGUCUUCAGAGGCUGUGAAACACAAUACUGCGGCAAGUCUCUCAUUGGAAUUCUUUCCUCUGUGUCAGUGUGUGCCUUUGUUCUUAUGGUCACUGACUGCUGUACGGUUCAGCCUCUGUCUGUCUGUCUGUCUGUCUGUCUGUCUGUCUGUCUGUCUGUCUGUCUGUCUGUCUGUCUGUCUGUCUGUCUGUCUGUCUAAUACCAGCAUGCAAUGAUCAGAUUUUUGCUAACCGAUCGCUGCCUGCACCUGCCCGCCCGUGCAGCAUCACUACUCUGGACGGUUCUGACUUAGAAUAUGUGGACAACUACAAAUACCUAAGUGUCUGGUUAGACUGUAAACUCUCCUUCCAGACUCACAUCAAACAUCUCCAAUCCAAAGUUAAAUCUAGAAUCGGCUUCCUAUUUCACAACAAAGCAUCCUUCACUCAUGCUGCCAAACAUACCCUCGUAAAACUGACCAUCCUACCGAUCCUCGACUUCGGCGAUGUCAUUUACAAAAUAGCCUCCAAUACUCUACUCAAUAAAUUGGAUGCAGUCCAUCACAGUGCCAUCCGUUUUGUCACCAAAGCCCCAUACACUACCCACCACUGCGACCUGUACGCUCACGUUGGCUGGCCCUCGCUUCAUACUCGUCGCCAAACCCACUGAAAACGUUUGACCUCUGUCAUUGCCAACAAAGGGUAUAUAACAAAGUAUUGAGAUAAACUUUUGUUAUUGACCAAAUACUUAUUUUCCACCAUAAUUUGCAAAUAAAUUCAUCAAAAAUCCUACAAUGUGAUUUUCUGGAUUUUUUUCCCUCAUUUUGUCUGUCAUAGAUGAAGUGUACCUAUGAUGAAAAUUACAGGCCUCUCUCAUCUUUUUAAGUGGGAGAACUUGCACAAUUGGUGGCUGACUAAAUACUUUUUUGCCCCACUGUAUAUAUACUUAUUUUUCUACUGUAUUAUUGACUGUAUGUUUGUUUUAACUCCAUGUGUAACUCUGUGUUGUUGUAUGUGUCGAACUGCUUUGCUUUAUCUUGGCCAGGUCGCAAUUGUAAAUGAGAACUUGUUCUCAACUUGCCUACCUGGUUAAAUAAA